AUGAGGAGGUCUGUAACAGACGGACCUCAAAAGCAACAGAAACGUACUAGCAUUUUAACUAAAAGGCUAACUUUCAAUAAUCCAAAAGCAGCUAGGGACGCCGUCGAUGAUUGGUCGAGUGUGAAGAGACCGGCUCUCAAAGAUGAUGACAAAACUGAGAAAGAUGAUUGGAUUUCUAUAGAUACGAAGAGGAAUAUAAUUAAAUGCGCUAUCGCUUACACUAUCGCAACUUUAUUCACUUUUAAUCCAACUUUGAAUAGCUUCAUAAGUGCAUUAGAGUUUAAGCAAAAAUCUCAGCUAUGGAAAGUAGCGGUUAACACCCAUACUAUAGCAUCAGUCACUGUUUGGUUUAAUCCUGCACGUAGCCGUGGAUCAAUGUUGCAAGCUAUCGCUUUCGCUGCAGUAUCACUCGUUUUCGUCACUUGCGUAUCUUCAUUAGUUACUCUUAUAUUGACGCUUAUCGAUUUUAACCCGGAUGAUACGAAUUGGAAAGCUGACCUCGACGGUUUCAUCGUCGCCUUCAUUUUUAUAGGUGUAGUUUCAUCUAUUGCUGCAUUCUCGAGAUUGAAAAUGGCUAAUCAAACGUUCAAUUCAGCAGCCACAAUGUCUUGUAUUGUUUUCUAUUCUGUCGUUUUACGCAAUGGUGGUAUAGCCAGAUUAGUGCAGUAUUUGGCUAUGGCUAUAAUUGGGAUAAUUAUAACUUCAUCAGUUUGUUUACUCAUCUGGCCAAAAAGUUCAACCAGUGCAUUAAGGAAAGAUCUCAGUAGUAGUUUGAAUAGUUUCGGUAUGCUGCUUGAGACACUCUACUGUAACUUUACGCUAGAGCACGAUAAGAUUUUAGACAAGGAUUCAUUCGAUAGAGCUGUCAAAGACCAUGACGAGGCUUUCGUUACUCUCCAAGCUGAACUCCCGAAUGCUCUCCGCGAGAGGUGGUUAAGAGAUAAACGCGUUAAUAAUAGCCAAAUAAGGCAGACAUACAAGCAUACCGUCGAGGCUAUUGAACGCUUAGCCCAACAUUUAACGGGAUUGAGAAGUUGUCUUAAUAUGCGCGAUGAUAUGAUACUCAAGGAUGAUUCUUUCAAGAAGGCAUUUCAAAUGAGUGUAGAUAUAGCAAGCAAACCGAUGUAUGAGUUAACAGAAACAAUCGUGCAUGUUCUCAGGGAAUCUAGUUUGGUUUUUGAAAGAGAUUCAGAUCCAACCUUGCUCACUGAAACUCGCCGAUCGAUGUUGAUUGCAAGCGAAAGACUGCAGAGAGCGAUUAGAAAGUUUGACAUCUCCUCAGGGAUUGUCUUAGAAUCCUCCCAACCGGAUGCACGGAUUGAUGCCAAGUCAUUUCAAGAACCAUCACUUAUUACGCAAUUCUACUUGUUUAAUUUGCGUGAACUUGCUAGUGAACUCUACCAUUUGAUUUUACUAGUGGAUGAAAUCAGUGAGCAUGAUCUAAAGCACGUCUUUAAUAGCAGCUCAAGGAAUUCCAACAUCCUUGAUGAAGAUUAUCAAAAUAACGCUGAAGAUGAUUUAUUCGACGAGAGUAGUUCUUACUUUAGUAGCAAACCACGCCGUCCACCUUUAUUACGUAGGAGAAUGAAGAAGACUCUGUCAAAGCUAAUCCCAAUUGAUCCAAGCGAGUAUAAAGUUAAUGACCAAGCAAGACGGUGGAGAGCUAGUAAAAUUAUUGAAGAAGAACAUCAGUUUACGGUAUAUGAGAGGUUUAGUCAGAUUCUUUGGGAGGUUCUUACAUUUUUCGAGAGGAAGGAUGUAAAAUUUGCUAUUAGGACUGGUGGAGCGUUGGCUAUACUCUCUAUGCCAUCCUAUAUUUCAUACCUUAGACCACUAGCUUUGAAUUUGAAGUUAGAGUGGGCGCUCAUAAGUUGCUUUGCUUCUUUGUCCCCUACAGUGGGUCAAACUAACUUUAUGAGUAUCCAACGUAUACUUGGUACGAUAGUCGGUGCAGCAGUAGCCGUAGUAGCGUUUGCAGGUUUAGGCCAUUCGUUAUUUGGUGCUAUUGGAUUCCCAAUAUUAGGCUUCUUCUUCUCGCUUCCUUGCUUCUACAUUGUUGUUGGUUCGACAAGGUACUCCUCCAGUGGGAGGUUUGUUCUUCAGUCGUAUAACCUCGUCGCACUCUAUGCUUUCAAUCUGAGGGACCAGGAUAUACAUUCAUUCACAAUCGCAGUCAAGCGCUCCACGGCAGUAACAUGCGGUAUUACGUUUAGUAUGAUUGUUUCGAGACUAUGGUGGCCUCAAGAAGCCCGUAAAGAGCUGAGACGCGGACUAGGUGACCUCAUUCUUGACCUUGGAUAUCUAUACAAUCGACACACAUUAGCACAAUCAGUGCCGCCUCUUCCAACAACACUCAGUCCCGUUUCUGUUGAUUCGUUUGAUGCUGCAUCUGACGUAGAAAGGGCGUCCGAAACCACACACUUGCUGAGUCCUCAGAGGACACUUAUGGGCGAACAAAGAGAGGAACAGUUGAGUAAGGAAUUUAUGGAGUUACACAUCCAAAUACACCUCAUUAAACUCCGUAAUUUACUCUCCCAAACAAAAAAUGAGCCAAGGAUGAGAGGACCCUUCCCUGUGAAGAAGUAUGCCGAUUUACUAGGUAGUUGUCAGCGUAUACUCGAAGUAAUGCACAUUUUAGGCAUGGUCAGUCAACCUCAAAACACUUAUGCUAGACAAUUCAUUGAUCAGUUUAAAGUCGAAAGGAGGGAAUUGGUUGGUAAUGUUUUGCUAUUUUUUAGCGUAAUUGCUAGUUCAUUCCAUUCGAAAUCACCACUUCCACCAUAUUUACCGCCAGCUAAUAAAGCUAGACAGAACCUUAUGGAUAAAAUACAGUCGGUUAGUUGUACUGACACUAGACCUUCAACUUCCACAAAAGAUACAAAUUAUUUGGAAAUGCAAUCAAGUACUUCUCAUCUAUUAGUUUUCGCGUAUGCAUUAUGUAUGCGUUCAUUGAUCAAUGAAUUGGAAACAUUAGGUGUACAAUUGCAAGCUACUUUUGGUGUUAUUGGAAACACUGACUCGGGUGUUGUAGAGUUUGAGAGGAUGUUUGCUGAUUAA
Molecule: messenger RNA, 3057 nt
Organism: Wallemia mellicola CBS 633.66
Lineage: Eukaryota; Fungi; Basidiomycota; Wallemiomycetes; Wallemiales; Wallemiaceae
Exons: 6
Coding region: 1-3057 (1018 amino acids)
Source: RefSeq, a predicted model, not a curated record